Plectropomus leopardus (leopard coralgrouper) is the source of this 426-nucleotide messenger RNA. Lineage: Eukaryota; Metazoa; Chordata; Actinopteri; Perciformes; Serranidae. The record is from RefSeq and is a predicted model, not a curated record.
CCAUGUAAAUGUUUUUGCUCUAUUCAGGGCACUACUGUCCAUCAGAAGACCACCGCCCCGGUUAAAGACGAGGAGGAAGAGGAGGACGAUGAUAUUGACCUGUUUGGCAGCGAUGAGGACGAUGAAGAGGCAGACAAACUUAAAGAACAGAGGUUGAAAGAGUACGCAGAGAAGAAGGCCAAGAAGCCUGGCAUCAUCGCCAAGUCUUCCAUCUUGUUAGAUGUAAAACCUUGGGACGAUGAAACUGACAUGCAGAAGCUGGAGGAGUGUGUGCGCUCAGUGCAGGCAGACGGCCUGCUAUGGGGCACGUCUAAACUGGUUCCUGUGGGUUACGGCAUCAAGAAGCUCCAGAUCGCAUGUGUGGUGGAGGACGACAAAGUGGGAACAGACAUGUUAGAGGAGGAAAUCACUAAGUUUGAAGACUAU